Messenger RNA from Trichophyton rubrum CBS 118892, 393 nucleotides. RefSeq lists its product as uncharacterized. NCBI's taxonomy places the organism in Eukaryota, Fungi, Ascomycota, Eurotiomycetes, Onygenales, Arthrodermataceae. The transcript has a single exon. Bases 1 to 393 code for a protein of 130 amino acids. The record is from RefSeq and is a predicted model, not a curated record.
AUGACGUCGUCUUACGUGAUCGUUGGUCAAUGGAACUCCAGCUCGAACUAUUUAAUAACCACCAGGCGACAGUCUAUUAUUUCUUGCAAUCUCUUCCUGCUCGUCAACCUUGUUCUUUUCACAUUUUGGACUGAUGAAAUAAGAUACUGUGAUAUUUAUAUAGGGAAUGUACCACCGAGCUUACGUGUUCGGGGAGGAACGUCUCUCCAGUAUCCUGAGUCUUUAAAAGCAAUCAAGAUGGCAACCCUCCCCACCAAAAUACUCUCUGGGUUCAGCCAUGAUAUGUGCUUCGAAUUUUGUGCAUACUUAGCGGGUCCUGAAAUAAUAUCUCUUACACCCUUUAAAACAAUACCCAACAUUGUGCCGUGCCAUUUCUUAGGAUUCAGGUCGUAG